Messenger RNA from Protopterus annectens (West African lungfish), 3526 nucleotides. RefSeq names its product ubiquitin-like modifier-activating enzyme 1. The coding region runs from base 167 to 3220 and encodes 1017 amino acids. The transcript is spliced from 25 exons. Lineage: Eukaryota; Metazoa; Chordata; Ceratodontiformes; Protopteridae. Gene Ontology annotation, cellular component: SUMO activating enzyme complex; cytoplasm. The record is from RefSeq and is a predicted model, not a curated record. Gene Ontology annotation, biological process: protein sumoylation. Gene Ontology annotation, molecular function: SUMO activating enzyme activity.
GAAGUUGCUUAUUGAUGACCGCUGCAGCUCAAAGUGAAACACAUGGAUUUCUAGUAAGUUUCAUUUUGUUGGCUGAUGAAGAUCUGAAUUACAACUCAUCCCUAGUGAUCACACAUUGGCAUAUACAGAAAAUUUCACUGGACACAAAUCGGCAGAGAGAAGAAACAUGUCAGACACUCAUACCAUUGAUGAAGGCCUGUACUCCAGACAGCUGUAUGUUCUGGGACAUGAGGCGAUGACAAAGAUGGCCCAUUCGGAUGUGCUCAUUUCUGGAAUGCGAGGACUAGGAGUGGAGAUUGCCAAAAAUGUUGCUUUGGGGGGUGUGAGGUCAGUUGUAAUCCAUGAUGACCAGAACGCAGAAUGGCAGGACCUUUCCUCACAGUUUUUCUUGAAGGAAGGAGAUAUUGGGAAGAAUCGGGCACUGGCCUCUCAAAUGCAUCUGUCAGAACUUAACAACUACGUGCAUGUGUUGACUCAAAGUGGGGAACUUUCUGAGGACCUGCUGUCCAAGUUUGAUGUUGUGGUGCUGACAAACUCCUCUCUGGAUGAACAGUUGCGGAUUGGCAGUUUUUGCCAUAGUAACAACAUUAAGUUUAUUGUGGCUGAUACCAAAGGUCUGAUUGGACAAUUAUUUUGUGACUUUGGAGAAGAAUUUAUUGUAUAUGACUCCGAUGGAGAGCAACCCAUCUCUGCAAUGGUGCUUAAUAUCACAAAGGGAAGUCCAGGGAUUGUUACUUGCCUGGAUGAACAUUCACAUGGAUUUCAGAAUGGUGAUUAUGUUACCUUCUCAGAAGUAAAAGGAAUGACCGAACUUAAUCAAUGCAGUCCCAUGGAAAUCAAAGUGCUUGAUAGAUAUUCUUUCAGUAUAUGUGAUACUUCCAGUUUCUCAGACAUCGGUACUGGGGGCUAUGUGACGGAGGUGAAGAUGCCAAAGAAGUACAGCUUUAAACCAUUGGAGGAGGCACUGAAGGAACCAAAUAUCAUACCUAGUGAUUUUGGGAAAAUUGAAAGACACCAGUGUUUACACAUUGCUUUUCAAGCUCUUCACCAGUUUGUGAAAGAGAAUGGAAGACUUCCUGGUCCUAGGAAUGAGACAGAUGCCAGGAAGCUUUUUACCAUUGCAAAGGCGAUAAAUGCAGAUGCAUUGGUUCCGGUAGAGAUGGAUGAUUCUUUUCAUGAAGAUUUGUUCAGUAAGGUGGCGUACAUGGCUGUGGGGGACCUAAUCCCGAUGAAUGCUGUCAUUGGAGGCAUUGCAGCACAGGAGGUGAUGAAGGCAUGUACAGGAAAGUUCACACCUUUGAGGCAAUGGCUAUACUUUGAUGCUCUGGAAUGCUUGCCCUUGGAAACUAAUGACAUCCUGAAUGAAGAGACUUGUGCUCCUAGAGGAUGUCGUUACGAUGGGCAGAUUGCAGUCUUUGGUGCAGACUUCCAGAAAAAGCUGGGGAAACAGAAAUAUUUUCUGGUUGGUGCUGGGGCAAUUGGAUGUGAGCUACUGAAAAACUUUGCAAUGAUUGGCCUAGCCACAAAAGAAGAUGGUGGCUGCAUUACAGUAACAGACAUGGAUUCCAUUGAACGGUCCAACCUAAACAGACAGUUCCUGUUCCGAGACAGAGAUGUUUCUAAACCAAAGUCUGAUACUGCAGCCAUUGCUGCAAAACAAAUGAACCCUCAUAUUCAUAUCGUAUCACAUCAGAAUCGAGUUGGCGAAGAGACUGAGCACAUCUACAAUGAUGAAUUCUUCACAGAGCUUGAUGGAGUUGCCAAUGCCCUGGAUAAUGUGGAAGCAAGAAUGUACAUGGAUGGGCGCUGUGUGUUUUAUGGCAAGCCACUGUUAGAAUCGGGAACCCUUGGCACAAAAGGGAACACACAGGUUAUUCUUCCAUUUUUGACGGAAUCCUAUGGGACUAAUCGUGACCCUACGGAUAUGGGUUUUCCAAUGUGUACCCUCAAGCAUUUCCCCAAUGCAAUUGAGCACACUCUGCAGUGGGCAAGGGAUGAAUUUGAGGGCCUCUUCAAGCAGCCUGCUGUGUGUGUCGAACAGUAUUUACGGGACAACAACUUUAAAGAAAGGAUUCUACAGCAGUCAGACCUCCAGACCCUAAACACGCUAGAGACCAUCUACAACACUCUUGUCACAGACAGGCCUACUUACUGGGCUGACUGUGUAAGAUGGGCCAGGAACCACUUCCAAAUCCUGUAUCAGAACAACAUUAGACAACUUCUACACAACUUUCCUCCUGAUCAUGUUACCAGCUCAGGUGUUCAGUUCUGGUCAGGACCUAAGCGAUGCCCAAAGCCCCUGGAUUUUGAUGCCAAUAAUAUACUUCAUCUGGAUUACAUAGUUACAACUGCCAAGCUGUUCGCUGAAACAUAUGGUAUCCAGUGGGACACAGACAGAGCUUCUAUCAUUAACAUACUAUCAGAGGUGAAGGUUUCUAAAUUCACUCCCAGAUCUGGAGUGAAGAUCCACGUUGAUGACAAGGAGAUGCAGGAUGAUGCAGAAAGCGUGGAUGAAGACAGGCUACAAGAACUGAAAACAAAAUUGUCUGAUGCAUCAGUAUUUCAAGGAAUCCAUAUGCAUCCCAUUGACUUUGAAAAGGAUGAUGACACAAACUAUCACAUGGGUUUCAUUACCGCAGCUUCUAACCUGAGAGCAGAAAAUUACAGCAUCCCCCCUGCAGACCGACACAAGAGCAAACUAAUUGCAGGAAAGAUUAUACCUGCCAUUGCCACUACCACUGCUGUUGUUUCUGGCUUAGUGUGUUUGCAUCUCUACAACAUCGUACAAGGUCAGAAGACAAUUAAAAGAUUCAGGAAUGGCUUCAUUAACCUUGCAAUUCCUUUCUUUGCUUUCUCUGAGCCCCUCGCUGCCAAAAGUAACUUGUAUCAUGACAUAGAGUGGACUGUGUGGGACAGCUUCAAAGUUCAGGGCCGUAAACCUAAUGGAGACGAAAUGACUCUGCAAGAGUUCUUGGAUCACUUCAAGAGAGAGCAUAAAUUGGAUGUGUCUAUUGUGACCCAUGGAAAUGCGCUACUUCUUGCACCGUUUUGGGUUGAGGAAAAACAAAGGCAGCAUCUUACACAAAGGAUGACAGAGCUUGUUAGAAGUGUCACCAAAAAUGAGAUCCCGUCUCAUGUGAAGGUUUUGAAAUUUGAAAUUGACUGCAGCACAGAUGAUGCGGAUAUGGGAAGACCACCAGUCCACUACUGGAUUUCCUAACAUCAAUUUUGCUUGCAUUACUGAAAACACUCAGUUUAGUGAGGCAGUGCUUUGCGUGAUUAACCUUUUAUAUUGUGAUCAUUAUUGAAUAGUAACUAUCUUGCUAUUUUUGAAGUUCAACUUGCCAUUUGUUUCUCCCUGAAUCAUUACUGCAGCGUUAUUGCUGUUAUAUCAACACGUACAAAAAUGAAUUAACCAGCAUUUAGUAAAAAGAAAAGUAUGUUACAUUAGACUACUGAAGAUUUUGCGAUGUGUAAUUAGAAUAAUUUAUUCCUUCCUUUCUUUAAAAUAAAAAUAUUAACCCUG